Papilio polytes (common Mormon) is the source of this 4289-nucleotide messenger RNA. Its product is annotated as putative nuclease HARBI1. Bases 112 to 1215 code for a protein of 367 amino acids. The record is from RefSeq and is a predicted model, not a curated record. The transcript has 7 exons. Lineage: Eukaryota; Metazoa; Arthropoda; Insecta; Lepidoptera; Papilionidae.
UCUAUGUUAAAGGGAAUCUAUGACUUUUAUAACUAAAACGUUUUCGUUUUCCUUUAUCAAAUUGCGAAUUGUAAUCGGCAAUAAAAGAGUUAUGUUUCAGGCUUAGCAGACAUGUGUCUCCCACGUAUUGUCAAGAUUGUGACAUGCCGGCCGACCCGUGAUCUGAUGAAAGAAAACUCAGAACCCUUGCCCGAUUUAUCCGAUGACGAGUUUAUGCAAAUAUUCCAUCUCAAGAGAAACAUUGUGAAGGAGCUUAUCGAAGAACUUCGCCCAUUGAUUCCAAAUCCACGUCGAAGUGAUGGCGUACCCCUUACUGCAAAGAUUCUCAUAACGCUGGCGUUUUACGCCUCGGGCUCAAUACAAACGCUAGUGAGUAAGAGCCCUGUUCACAAUGUAUCACAGGCUACCGUAUCUAGAGCAGUAAAGCAAGUCACAGAGGCAUUUGAUCAAAUCUAUCACAAAUAUGUCAAAUGGCCCACCCAACGCAGUGAGAGGCUACUUAUCAAAGCCAAGUUCUGUAACAAAUUCAAAAUCCCUGGUGUCCUAGGUUGUAUAGACGGCACACAUGUGGCUAUACUAAAACCCUCAUAUAAUAGUCAAUUAUAUAAUAAUGUUAAGGGAUCUCAAUCUAUCAAUGUCAUGAUUGUUUGCGAUUCUGAUUUAAAUAUUCUAUGUACGAAUUCAAGUAGUCCGGGAUCCACGCAUGAUUCAAUUGUAUGGGAGAAUAAUAUAUUGUGCAAGGAGUUGAAUCAACUUCACGAUGAAGGUGAACAAGGAUUUUUAUUAGGUGAUUGUGCAUAUCCGCUUAGAAGAACAAUGAUGACACCGAUAUUAAAUACAAGAGAAGGGACUCCAGAACAUGCAUAUUAUUUACUGCAUGCUGCAGCUCAUAGUACGAUUGAACGAUGUAUUAGCGAUUUAAAAUCACGUUUCAGGUGUUUGCUUCUAGCGCGAUCUCUACAUUACAGUCCCGCAGUUGCGAGCAAAAUUGUAAAAGCCUGUUGUAUUUUGCACAACAUUGCUAACGAGGCAAACUCCCCAGUACCUGAGAUGACGUUGGAGGAAAUAAGAACAGAAAAAUUACGCACGCCUCAGGAUGUAUGUUUAAAUGAACUGGAAAUGGCUUUGGAAGGAAACGGUAGUCCAAGUCGAGCACUGCUAGAAGGAGAGGAAUUCCGACAAGCACUUAUAAAUAGACUGUGGAUGGAACCAUGACGACAACAAAUUUAAAUUUUCUUAUAAUUAUAAUAUCUAUUUCAUUAUAAAUUAAUGUAUGUUUGAGAACACUUUGUAGGAUGCUUCUUGUUAAAAAAAUCAUUGUCGUUUAGAAAAAAUUCUCACCUUUAUAAAUAAAAAAUAAAAACACUUUAUUAAUACAAUAAGUUGAACAAUAAUCAUUGGGCUCUGCCUCCUGAGCUAGGUGGGGACCUGUAUUACAGGAGGCUUUAUGAAUAGAUGUAUUCAAAAGUACAUAAUUGUAUGUUUUACUAUUAUGAAAAAAAAAAUAAUACUAACUAAUAUCGCAUCGGUACGUUUUGACGAGAAAAAAAAUAAAGUUUGUUUAGCAUUUGUGGAAAAUUUUUUAUUGUUUUGAACACCUUUUCAUGUUGUGUUUACAUCAAACUUGUGUUGGAGUAGAAAUUCUUUUUCAGAUGUUUCUUUUAUUCAUAGUAAAACAAAAAAAUGAAUGUUGAUUAAUAAAAAAUUGAUUAUCUAUCGACUAAUUCGAAAGUUCUUUCAGAUGUAAAGUAUGAGUUUAUUAAAACAAGAAACACGAGGAAAAAUCGUGUACUUCUAGUAAACGGGUAUUCUUUCCUAUCGAAGUCCAAAUGCAAUUUUUGGUACUGCAGUUCACGGGGCUCGAGGAAUUGUAAGGCAAGAACAAAGAUUGUUGACGGACAAAUUCAGACCGCGGAAUUAGAACAUAAUCAUAGUAAGCCGAGAUUUUUCAAAAAUGAUAAUGGAACAUAUUACAGGAUCAAGACCUGAAUGAAGUAGUGAAUGUAAUUGUGCCAUUCAUGUAGCAAUUUGCUGUUUUAAUCUCCAUUUCACGUCGGCUUUCUGAAAUACUCUAUUUAGAACGCGUGCAUUGGAUGUUCUCGCUUUAUGUAACAGUAGUGUAAACUCCGUAUAACGUUGCAUUCGAUCGAGUAUUGCGACGUUAUAGAGAGUGGGUGGUAAAUGAGAAUUAAAAAAAUACUAUUCUAUAACAUGUGCUAUAGCAUUUUCUAAUCUAAAUAAAUGAAAUAAAAUAAAUAAAACCGACCUUAUUGUCACCUUAAGAGUGAUAUUACCAAAUAGGAUUUCUUUUCUUAUUGGGUCGAUUGAAUCCGGAUCAAUGAAUCGGCCCAACAGUAAACAUUCCAUGGUUACAGUUUUUAUAAUUAUAAUCGACAAAGCACUUCUCUAUUGUUUAUGUUAACUUUUUGAUGCUAAAGAGAGCCCGCGAUGUUGUAGAAUUUAUUAUUAUAUGGAAAAUAAAGCGGACUAACACAUACAUCGAGUUACAUCGAGUAAUGUUUAAGGAAUUUAUCCUGUUUGUAUUUUUACAAAGGCGCUUCUGUAAAAGACUAAUUACGAUUUCAUUUUCAGAUUUAAAAAUUGAGUUCAUUAAAACACCACAAUCGACGAAAAAUCAUCUAAUUUUAGUCAACGGAUAUACCUUUAAAAAAACUGUCCGUGAUAUCUGGUAUUGUAGUUCGAGAGGUUCAAAAAAGUGUCAAGCAAGAUUAAAGCUGAAAGAUGGAAGUAUACAAAUCAUAUAUUUAGGGCACAAUCAUUGUCGGCCUAAGCUUUAUAAAUAUGACAAUGAAAUGUAUUGUCCGAUUAAGAGUUAGGUUUAGAGGUAAUAAGUGUGGAUUUCCACAGAAACAAUUGUGUGUAAAAAACAAUAAUUAAAAGUAAAGGUAACUAAAUAAGUAAUAAAUAAUAAAAAUUCUUUAUUGAUCCAAAACAGUUUUGUACAGUUUGUGGGACUCUGUCUCCUGAGCUAGUAAUGACUGUGUUUCAGGAGGCAGCGCCUUCUUUUAACGAUAGUCUUGCGCAAUUUAAAACUAAUUUAUCGUGAGAGUAACUAGUUUAUCGUGAGAGUUAAAAUAACUAAGAACGACUAAACUCACGAUUGUCCGAUGUACCGACUAGUUUAUGGUAGAGCCUUUCAAGUGUCCAUCUUCAGCGUGUUUGUUUUCCUGCAAAACUAAUCGGUGCCGUUAUUCGAUCAUAGGUGGGUAAAGCCGUUCUUGAUUCAUCGAUGUAAAGGUAAAAGUUUUAAUUGAAAACCAUCGGCAGUGAAUUUUUGCAGUUAUGAUUUUUUAGAUGUUUGCGAAAGUCCACCCCUGUACGGUACAUGAAUUAUUCUGGAUUAACAUUGCAUGAAAUAUACAUUUUAUUUUUUUGUAGAUAUUUUUAAUCAGAUUAACAGAUUUACCUUUCGUUAUAUUCGAAAAGUCAUACAAUUAGAAUGAGUAAUAAAAAAUUUGGUAAAUUAAAACAUCUUGCAUUUUCGGGUUAUGUUAGACAUUAUCUCAUUAGAACCUUGGUGGUCAUGAACGAAACUGUUUAACCCCGGGAAUUCUAGAACAAAAUAUUAUAUAAUAAAUCGAGGCCAAAAGGGAAUACAAUGAACAAUUGUGAAAUCAUUGUUAAUACUUUUUAUUAACAGUAAUUAUUAUAAAUAGGUAAUUUUCAGAUUUGUUUUUAAUAAUUUCAUUAUUCGACAUUUAAAAAUUAACAUCUUACAGUGAUAGGACGUAAAGCAUUUAAAAGUCUUAUGCUGGGUUACUGAAGUUUCUAUUUAUUUUAUCGUUACCUAGUGAUUCAUUAGUGUUACAUUGACCUAUGUUUUAAUAAAGCAAAACUCAAAUUACGUAGUUCGGAAACGCAUUUCAUGAAGUUAUCGAACCAAAAACGCUAACGACUGGUUAAAAUUAGGUUGGAAACCGGCCAUCACAUUGUAAUAUUAAAAUUGAUUUACAGGUAAGAUUGAAUUUGACUUUGUCCACGUGUAUAACUGCAAGAAUCGUAUGCUUAUCGCACAGAGACACAAGUUUGCACAGACAACGAGUGACGGCCGCUACUGGAACUGUAGCAAAAAAGGCUCCUUAAAAUGCAAGGCUAAGUUGAGAUUUGAUUGUGCUGGUAACCUCGUAUAUUACAAUCUAAAACACAACCACAACCCUCCAAAAUUCUAUCGAGAUGUUAACGGCGAUCAAGUUUUUCUGUAGCUUAAUUUUUUUUUGGAAAAAUAUUUGAUUUUAUAACAUUUUUUUUAAUAAUUUAUUUUUAUUCUA